AUGAAUAUUUUUAUGAGGGAACCUUCUACCAGAGAUGGGCCAGGACCAAACCAAGCAGCAGAUAGAGAAGGGUCUAAAGCUGUACCAGUCGAAUCAGACAGACAAAGCCCUGCACGUCUGGACAAAAGUGUUGGAAAAAUCCUCGGAUCCUGGAGGGAAGUUUCGGGUUUUGGGGUGCCUGAUCACAGCUCACUCAGAACUUGGAAAAUAUAAGGAGAUGCUCAAGUAUGCCCUAGCUCAGAUUGACACUGCCAGAGAGAUGGAGGACCCAGACUACCUGACAGAAGGCUACCUGAACUUGGCACGCAGCAAUGAGAAGUUAUGUGACUUCCAGAAAACAGUCUCCUACUGUAAGACCUGCUUAAACAUGCAGGGUACCACUGUCAGCUUACAGCUCAAUGGCCAGGUAUGUCUCAGCAUGGGCAAUGCCUUCCUUGGCCUCAGUGUCUUCCAGAAAGCCUUGGAGAGCUACGAGAAGGCCCUCCGCUACGCACACAACAACGACGACAAGAUGUUGGAGUGCCGAGUGUGCUGCAGUCUGGGGAACUUCUAUGCCCAGCUCAAGGACUACGAGAAAGCCUUGUUCUUCCCCUGCAAAGCAGCUGAGCUGGUCAACGACUACGGUAAGAGCUGGAGCCUCAAGUAUCGUGCCAUGAGCCAAUAUCACAUGUCCGUGGCCUACAGGAAGCUGGAGCGUCUGCCCGAUGCCAUGGAGUGCUGCGAGGAAUCCAUGAAGAUUGCAUUGCAGCAUGGCGACCGUCCUCUCCAGGCUCUGUGCUUAUUAAACUUUGCAGAUAUUCACCGCUGCAGGAGAGACGUUGAAAAAGCAUUCCCUCGCUAUGAAUCUGCAAUGUGUAUCAUGACAGAGACGGGAAAUCGUCUUGGACAAGCGCAGGUCUAUCUGGGAGUAGCAAAGUGCUGGCUACUCAAGAAAGAUCUAGAUAAGGCUCUGGAGUCAUUGCAGCGUGCUCAAGAGGUGGCCGAGGGAGUAGGAAACAAGCUUUGCAUACUGAAGGUUCAUUGCCUGAGUGAGGGGAUCUUCCGCAGUCAAGGGCAGCAGGAGUUGCUGAGGGAGCAUGUGGUGAAGUGCCUGCAGUGUGUGGAGGAGCUGGAGCUUUACUGUGGAAUGUGUGGCGAGUCCAUUGGGGAAAAGGACCAACUGCUGCAGGCCUUACCCUGUUCCCAUAUUUUCCACCUCAAGUGCCUGCAGACAAACGGGACAAAAGGUUGUCCUAAAUGUCGCCAGGCCUCCAUGAAGCCUGGUUUUGUGUGAUUGUGCGGCGACGUUUACACAUUGGAACUGCAGCAUAACGCCUCAACCUCGUCCACAUAAGCUCCUGACUGAACUGAGAGAAGCGGGACGGCUUUGGAUGUGCUGACUCUACACGAGGAGUCUG
This is a messenger RNA of Lampris incognitus (smalleye Pacific opah), 1397 nucleotides long. It is a transcript of the gene rapsn, whose product is annotated as receptor-associated protein of the synapse, 43kD. Gene Ontology annotation, cellular component: synapse. Gene Ontology annotation, biological process: chemical synaptic transmission. Gene Ontology annotation, molecular function: protein-membrane adaptor activity; acetylcholine receptor binding. The transcript is spliced from 8 exons. The record is from RefSeq and is a predicted model, not a curated record. The coding region runs from base 35 to 1273 and encodes 412 amino acids. NCBI's taxonomy places the organism in Eukaryota, Metazoa, Chordata, Actinopteri, Lampriformes, Lampridae.